UAGUGCAGAAAGUUCAGCUAAAAAGAACGUAUCUCAUGUGUAUAAAAAUUUCAAGCAGAGUGAAGAAAAACGAUAUUGUUUACUUACUCUUAAAAUUUACAUCCGGGUGGUCGUGGAGGUGCUAGAUUGAGAUGGAAGUCAUCAAUCAUCUGGACACGAUGGAUGAAAGUACAGAUGAGAAUAUAAUGAGUGACGAUACCGUUGGUGUUGUUUUGGAAGAAGCAGAGAUAGUAGAUUGUGAUGCAGAGGCAGAAGCAGAGGUUGAUGACGAGAAUGUACAGUAUCACUUGUAUGCAGUAAACAGAGGUGAUAAUACAGUAACAUACAAGGUUAUGCAAGUUAGCGAUGCUAACAGGGAGAAUAAUGAAGUUUCAAUAGCUACUCCUGUGAAUAAUGCUGUUCAGGUGUUAGCUUCCCCAGUAAAUGGACAAUUAUAUGUAUUGAGCAAUGGUACUGAUGUUGUUACAUCAGAUACUGCGAGAUCAGUAGCACCUCGUGUAGCAAAGUUACAAAUAGAAGGAUCACAAAAUAUCAUCACAGGCAUAAAAAAGAGGGAUGAAAGGCGAAGAGUAACACACAAUGAGGUUGAGAGACGCAGAAGAGACAAAAUCAACAAUUGGAUAUCUAAAUUGGGGAAACUAUUGCCAGACUGUGACCAAAAUGCGAACGGAGAAGGAGACGCGAAAGUGAACUUUGAAUUACAAAGCAAAGGUGGUAUAUUGGCACGAGCGUGCGAGUAUAUUACAAAAUUAAGAGAGGAUCAGGAGAAACUGAUUCAAAGUCUGGAGGAGAAUGCACAGUUAACAGAAGAAGCUAAGAAUCUUCGACAAGUAGUGAGUGAUUUGAGAAGUGAGAAUUCCAAAUUGAAGGUCCAAAUUACAAAGGACAACGUAUUUGUACUCGGCUCUUAGAUUGUAUUAAGGAUUAACAUUAGAUAAUUUAUAGACUUUAUUAAAACUAUUUCAUUGCUAGUGUACACGUGCACAAACACAUAUACAUAUUUUUUUUUAUAUAUAACAGUAUCGUAGAUAUUAAAUAAAGAUAGAGAAAGAAAUCUGAACAAGA
Molecule: messenger RNA, 1065 nt
Organism: Odontomachus brunneus
Lineage: Eukaryota; Metazoa; Arthropoda; Insecta; Hymenoptera; Formicidae
Product: upstream stimulatory factor 2-like
Exons: 4
Coding region: 132-911 (259 amino acids)
Biological process (GO): regulation of transcription by RNA polymerase II
Molecular function (GO): RNA polymerase II cis-regulatory region sequence-specific DNA binding; DNA-binding transcription factor activity, RNA polymerase II-specific; protein dimerization activity
Source: RefSeq, a predicted model, not a curated record